AAAGGCAAAGAGGUCAAGAGGAGGAGAGAAGAAAAGCACGUGUGAUCCAUACAGCGUUGUCCUUCCUUAGCACACUUGUUUUUGUAAGCUCGCCUCCUUCGCAUGUAGACUGUGACAACCGACCCAAAAGCAAACUAAGCAGACUCGUGAAUACCUCCUCUCCAAUACUGUCACUGUUUUUUUGACCAUGGUGAGCAAGACGGACGACACCCUGGCUACAGCGCCCGGCUGCAGUCCGGCUGAUGUUGCGGAGGAAGCCGGGGAUGGAGCGCAGGACGUCCACGAGAGCAGCAGGACUCAUUUGAAGGAGUCGUGCAGUUGUGACACAGUCAUGGUGAAUGGCGGCGGGGCACAUGAGCACACAGAUGAGUUGGACUCAAAGAGGGACGGGCAAAGUGAAGGGAAUGGAGGAGACGAGUCUAACGAGCAGGAGGUGAUCGUCAUCCAGGACACGGGCUUCACUGUCAAGAUCCAGGCGCCCGCUGCUGAGCCCUUUGACCUCCAGGUGUCACCUCAGGAGAUGGUACAGGAAAUCCAUCAGGUGUUGAUCGACAGAGAGGACACCUGCCACCGCACUUGUUUCUCACUCCAGCUGGACGGGAACGUUUUGGCCAACUUCUCUGAGCUGAAGUCAAUUGAAGGCCUACAGGAAGGUUCGCUCCUCAAAGUGGUGGAAGAGCCAUACACUGUGCGUGAAGCCCGGAUCCAUGUGCGCCAUAUAAGAGACCUAUUAAAGAGUCUAGAUCCGUCAGACGCCUACAAUGGGGUGGACUGCAACUCUCUCUCCUUCCUCAGUAUUUUUACAGAUGGAGACCUUGGAGAUAGUGGUAAGAGGAAGAAAAAGGGCAGUGAACUGGAGCAGAUUGACUGUACCCCACCAGAGCAUAUUCUCCCUGGCAGUAAAGACCGGCCACUGGUACCCCUUCAGCCACAGAAUAAAGAUUGGAAGCCUAUGCAGUGCCUGAAAGUCCUGACAAUGAGUGGCUGGAAUCCUCCCCCCGGAAAUAGGAAGAUGCACGGCGAUCUCAUGUACCUGUACAUCGUGACAGUAGAAGAGCGCCACGUCAGUGUCACUGCCUCAACACGUGGCUUCUACCUCAACCAGUCAACUACCUACACCUUCAACCCUAAACCAGCCAACCCUAGUUUCUUGAGCCAUUCUCUGGUGGAAUUGCUGAGCCAGAUCAGCCCUGCCUUUAAGAAGAACUUCACUGCCCUGCAAAAGAAAAGGGUCCAGAGACAUCCAUUUGAGCGAAUAGCCACGCCUUUCCAGGUGUACAGCUGGACGUCACCUCAGGUUGACCACGCCAUGGAUUGCGUUCGAGCCGAGGAUGCCUACACCUCCCGCUUGGGUUAUGAGGAACACAUUCCAGGGCAGACUAGAGAUUGGAAUGAGGAGCUUCAGACAACAAGAGAGCUUCCUCGGAAGAACCUGCCGGAGCGCUUGCUGAGGGAGCGAGCUAUUUUCAAGGUCCAUAGUGACUUUGCAGCAGCGGCCACACGUGGAGCCAUGGCAGUCAUAGACGGAAAUGUAAUGGCCAUCAACCCUGGUGAUGAAACGCAUAUGCAGAUGUUCAUCUGGAACAACAUUUUCUUCAGCCCGGGCUUUGACGUGCGGGAUCAUUAUCGUGAACUGGGUGGGGAUGCUGCUGCCCAUGCUGCACCUACGAACGACUUGAAUGGUGUGAGAGCGUACGGGGCGGUGGAUGUGGAGGGACUCUACACACUUGGCACAGUGGUAGUAGACUACAGAGGCUACCGAGUCACUGCCCAGUCAAUAAUCCCGGGCAUACUGGAACGUGAGCAGGAGCAGAGUGUCAUCUAUGGCUCCAUCGACUUUGGAAAGACAGUUGUGUCUCAUAGCAAAUACCUGGAGCUUUUGGCGAAGACCAGCAGGCCCCUCAAAGUACAAAGGUACAACGUGCUCAAUGAGAAGAACGAAGCAGUGGAGCUUUGCUCGUCAGUCGAAUGUAAGGGCAUCAUUGGAAAUGAUGGCCGUCACUAUAUUCUGGACCUUCUUCGCACCUUUCCACCUGACCUCAACUUCCUUCCUGUGGAGGGAGAGGAGUUGGCUCCGGACUGUCAGCGCCAGGGUUUUCCCCGCCAGCAUCGCCAUCGCCUCGCCUGUCUUCGCCAAGAGCUCAUUGAGGCCUUUGUAGAGCACAGAUAUCUCCUCUUCAUGAAGAUGGCUGCCCUACAGCUUAUGCAACAGAAAGCCAACAAGGAAGCAAACAAAAAUGAAAAACUUCCCGCCAUCACUCAAACUUCAGAAACUGAAACCAAUUCUGAUGCAACCCAAGCCACCGAGUCAGAUUCCAGCACGCAAGCGACUGACGGAGAUGAAACUCCUUCAAAAGCAGCCACCAAUGGGCCUCUGGAGCCUACAGCCACACAGAAUGGGGAGUGCAAGAGCCCACUGGAGGGUAAGGACCUUGAGGAAAGUAUUCCAGGAUUAGCUCAGGCCAAAGAGCUGGCGGAGACCUUAGUUGCCGAAGAUGGAUCUGGUAUUGACCCCAAAAGCCGUGAGGUUGUUCUCAAUGCCUGCAAGGCUGUCGGCUCCAUCAGCAACACGUCUUUCGACAUCCGCUUCAACCCUGACAUUUUCUCUCCUGGGGUGCGUUUCCCUGAAGAUAGCGCUGACGACAUCCAGAAACAAAAGCAGUUACUCAAAGAUUCUGCUGCCUUCCUCGUUUCCUGCCAGAUACCGUCGUUGGUUAAAGACUGUUUGGACCAAAGUGCGCUGCCAAUGGAUGGAGCCACUCUGACAGAGGCGUUGCACCAGCGAGGCAUCAAUAUACGAUACUUGGGCACCGUACUAGAGUUUGUGGACAAGACCCCUGCCAAGGCCCAGUUGGAACACUUUUAUAGAAUAGGAAUCAUUGAAUUGAUCACCAGAUGUGCAAAACAUAUCUUCAAAACAUACCUCCAGGGUGUGGAGCUGUCUGCUCUCUCUGCUGCUGUAAGCCAUUUCCUCAACUGUUUCCUGAGCUCCUUCCCAGAUGCGGUCACUCACCUGCCGGCCGAUGAGCUUGUUUCGCGACGCAAAAGUCGUAAGCGGCGCAACAAGGUUCCUGGAAGUGGCGACAACACGGCGUGGGCCAGCCUGACGCCCAGCGAGUUGUGGAAGAACAUUGCCUCUGAGGCACAGAGCUACUAUCACUUCACCUUUCAAUGCGAAAACGUGGACCAUAUGGUGGAGAAAUACGGCCUUCAGAAAAUCACUUUGCUCAGAGAAAUAUCGGUCAAAACGGGCAUACAAAUUCUGAUAAAGGAGUAUAACUUUGACAGCCGCCACAAGCCUACCUUUACAGAGGAGGACAUUCUAAAUAUUUUCCCUGUGGUAAAACAUGUCAACCCCAAAGCCUCAGACGCCUUCCACUUCUUCCAGAGUGGCCAGGCCAAGGUGCAGCAAGGAUUUUUGAAGGAGGGGUGCGAGCUGAUCAAUGAGGCCCUCAACCUCUUCAACAAUGUGUAUGGAGCUAUGCAUGUGGAAAUCUGUGCCUGCCUGCGCCUUUUGGCUCGCCUUAAUUACAUCAUGGGGGACCAUGCUGAGGCACUCAGCAACCAGCAAAAGGCUGUUUUGAUGAGCGAAAGAGUUCUCGGCAUCGAGCACCCCAACACAAUUCAAGAAUAUAUGCAUUUGGCUUUGUACUGCUUUGCCAACGGACAGCUGUCCACGGCAUUGAAGCUGCUAUACCGAGCUCGAUAUCUUAUGCUGCUGGUGUGCGGUGAGGACCAUCCGGAGAUGGCACUACUAGACAGCAACAUCGGGUUGGUAUUACACAGUGUGAUGGAGUAUGAUUUAUCUCUGAGAUUUCUGGAGAGUGCUUUAGCAAUCAACUCCAAGUACCAUGGACCCCGGUCACUUAAAGUAGCGCUCAGUCAUCAUCUUGUCGCAAGAGUUUACGAAAGCAAAGCGGAGUUCCGCUCAGCGCUACAGCAUGAAAAGGAAGGCUACACUAUUUACAAGAACCAGAUGGGCGAGGCUCACGAGAAAACCAAGGAAAGCUCAGAGUACCUGAAGUGCCUCACCCAACAGGCUGUUGCUCUGCAGAGAACAAUGAAUGAGAUUUACAAAAAUGGCUCCAGCGCCAGCAUCAUGCCCCUCAAGUUCACUGCUCCCAGCAUGGCCCACAUUCUGGAACAACUCAACAUCAUCAAUGGCAUUAUUUUUAUCCCUCUAAGCCAAAAAGAUCUGGAGAAUCUGAAAGCUGAGGUGCAACGGCGACAGCAGCUACAGGAACCAGAGAAGAACGAGCAGCUGGAGAAGGUUGAACUGCCCAGAGAAGAUAGCCCGCUGCAACUGGAGGACAAAAUUCCCGUUGAUUAAUGUCCAAAAGCACUCGACUCACUUUUUUUUGCGUUGUGAAGGGUGAAGACAGUGUUAUAAGUCUUGUCAUCAUGCCUGCCAACUCAGAAACGGAGUAAACUUUAUCAGCGUUGAAAUAGAAAAUAAUGAUAAUAACGUAAGUGGAUAAACAUUAUGUGUCAAGGGUCCAGAGAACACAUUGUAUGAUGUGUAGGACAAAGGAAAAGUGAGCAGGCAAUUCCUACAAAGUAGGAGGGGGGGGAAGAAGUGAAACCAUCUAAUCCAUGUAACAUGCAGCAUGAGGAAAUCCUGCCGUGAGGUGUUAAGAAAUCUGAUGUAUUGGAGCAAGAGAUCCUAGUUUGUGGAUUCAAGACCAAGGGUGACAUUCUAUACCAGAGCCUUAUCUGUUGUAUUAAAAGGCCUAGUUAUUUCCCAACCUGCAGUGCUGUCAACCACAAUCAUGUUGCUUCCAAAAAGAGCCUUCAAGAGCCAAGGGCGUGUACCCCAUAUAAGACGGUCUACAUUCUAUUGUUCCAUAAAAUCAGAUUUAAAUAAAUUUGACUGUGGGCCUGGCUUUGGAUUUGUAAGAAUGUACUGCUCAUUUUCCACGCCCUUGAUGGUUGUUAAAUUGAGUCUUGUGUGCUGCCUGCACAGUUCCGCAAGCAAACAGUGAAAUGUUGGACCGCUUUGCUGGAUUUUUUUUAAAAGUGAAACAUACACAGGAAAGCUACGAUGAAAUUUUAGACCUGUUAAUUUAAGGUAUUACUGUUUUAUAGAAAAUGUAUAGAAUGGGGCAAAAUGCAUAAAUAUAUAUCAAAUUUAAACGCAAUCUUGUUUCAUGAAAUAUAUCCAUAAACCGUCCUCUUGAAAGAUUCCGCCAUAUACUAACUGUUCAAUCUUCUAUUUUUACACAUUAAGACUGCAUGUAUGUUUGUAUGUGUGACUUUGUAAAUCUGUGUAAUCAAACAGGACCGCUCAUAAGAGGUCUGAUCUGAACAUUGGCUUUCCAAAUGUUUUAUUUUUCUAUGCAUAGUUAGCAUUUUGGAUGGCUGGCGAAAAAUUAACCUCUUAUUUUUGGACAGGUGCUCAACUAUGGUAACCGGUCCUUGUUGUUUGCGUGUACUUUUUCUUUCCUUAUUCAAGAUAGCACUACGCAGGAAUAUGACUGCACAUUCUCCGCAGCAAUGAAAAUGGUUUAAAAAAAAUAAAAAUGAGGGGAGCGGGCUAUCUUGAUUGAGUUGUACAACUCCCCCUCGAAAAAGACUUGACAGUUUGAGCUUGUAUAAUGCAAUGUAACUCUUCUGAGGCAAUGUGUAACUUAAUCGGCUAUGUAUCAGUGUUUGUGAUUAAAGCGAGCAAUAUAGAGCUGGUGCUGCAAAAUACAUUUAGAAAUGCAAAUUUAUGAUGGAGUGACUGAAAUACCUUAAAGGAUGCAACAAUGUGAGCAGUUACGUCAAAAUGAUUGCAAUCAUUUUCCUGCUUCUGAUUGAAGUUUCGGGGCAGGUGAAUAUAUUCUUCAUAAAGGUGAUUGAUACAUCUU
This is a messenger RNA of Corythoichthys intestinalis (scribbled pipefish), 5849 nucleotides long. RefSeq names its product clustered mitochondria (cluA/CLU1) homolog a (gene cluha). Gene Ontology annotation, molecular function: protein binding; mRNA binding. The coding region runs from base 188 to 4330 and encodes 1380 amino acids. NCBI's taxonomy places the organism in Eukaryota, Metazoa, Chordata, Actinopteri, Syngnathiformes, Syngnathidae. Gene Ontology annotation, cellular component: cytoplasm. The transcript has 27 exons. The record is from RefSeq and is a predicted model, not a curated record. Gene Ontology annotation, biological process: intracellular distribution of mitochondria.